Messenger RNA from Electrophorus electricus (electric eel), 2664 nucleotides. RefSeq names its product solute carrier family 25 member 39 (gene slc25a39). Gene Ontology annotation, cellular component: mitochondrion. Gene Ontology annotation, biological process: mitochondrial transmembrane transport. The record is from RefSeq and is a predicted model, not a curated record. Lineage: Eukaryota; Metazoa; Chordata; Actinopteri; Gymnotiformes; Gymnotidae.
GCAACUCCAAUAAAGGUCCAACCAGCGUGAGACCUGUUUUGGUACAUGAGGACACUCGCUAAACCACUACCUCACGGCCAUGCGGCAAAAUCGUGUAGCCACAUAGUGCGAAGACGCCUUGUGUCUUUGUCUAAGAGGUUUUGCGGGUCUAGGAGGAGUGGCGUGGAGGAGCCUUGCUUCUCACAGAUAAGGUUGCAGGAUGGGGGAGACCCCAGGGGCUAACUCUGCUGCCAUCACACCACUGCAGCAGAUGCUGGCAUCUGGCACUGGCGCCUUACUGACCUCCGUCUUUGUAACGCCAUUGGACGUGGUGAAGAUCAGACUUCAAGCACAGCAGACUCCGUUCCACAAAGCUGUUACAGCAGAUUCGAGGCCCUGGAAGCGAGUGAUGCGGUCGUCUAAGUGGAAGUGCUUUCUGUACUGUAAUGGACUGAUGGACCACGUUUAUGUGUGCCAGAACAUGACCACCUGCAGUGCCUGGUACAAGACUCCCACCCACUUCAAUGGCACCGUGGAUGCAUUUGUGAAGAUCUCGCGGUAUGAGGGUUUGCGGUCUCUCUGGAGUGGUCUCCCCCCCACACUGGUGAUGGCAGUUCCUGCCACAGUCAUUUACUUCACCUGCUAUGACCAACUGCGAGACUUCCUACGUUACGGCAUGGGUUACCAAGGCAACCAUGUUCCUCUGGUAGCAGGUGCAUUGGCAAGAUUGGGUGCCGUGACAGUAAUCAGCCCUCUGGAGCUUAUUCGUACCAAGAUGCAGUCGCGGAAGCUGACGUACGGAGAGCUGCGGGUGUGUAUCUGCUCAGCGGUGACUCACGAUGGCUGGCUCUCGCUCUGGAGGGGCUGGGGUCCCACUGUCCUGCGCGACGUGCCUUUCUCUGCUCUAUACUGGUUUAACUAUGAGCUGGUGAAAGCAAAGCUGUGUGAGAGAUAUGAACUGCUGCAGGCCCCUUUUGCAAUCAGCUUCAGUGCAGGAGCCAUCUCCGGAGCUAUCGCUGCGAUGAUGACCCUUCCAUUUGACGUGGUGAAAACCCGCAGGCAGAUCCAGCUGGGGGAGAUGGACACGCUGGGGGCAGCCCACCUGAAGAAACCCUCUUCCACCUUACACAUUAUGAAGGGCAUCUGGACUGAGACAGGUUAUCGAGGCUUGUUUGCAGGUUUCCUUCCUCGGGUGGUCAAAGUUGCUCCGGCAUGUGCAGUCAUGAUCAGCACGUACGAGUUUGGCAAGGCAUUCUUCCACAAGCGCAACGAGGAGCGGGAGCAGCGAGGAGCCUGAGCGCACUUCAGACCCAGCCUCGGAGGAGCAUCCUGGCAGUGCACCAGAUGCCACAGCAUGGGUGCUGCUUAGGGCUGCUCCAUAUAUUGUUUGUUAAUUGUUAUUGUGAUACUGCCCUUCACAAUACUGAAAUUGCACAAGGCUGCAACAUGACAUUUUUCGCACUAACAAAUUGGUACAUAUUUUAAUGUUUUAAUUCUUUCCUGUGAGCAUCCUGCCCAAACUCAAACCUCCAGUGUCAUCAACAUUGGUGAAAAUGACGAGGGCCAGUCAUCAUUCAUGGAUUUAAUUUUUUAUGGACUUCCUGACAGGACGUUGAGACAGUACAGUGUCAUAUUUUGGAUUACUCCAAUCUAAAAUUAAGAAGUGAACUCAAAAUAUAUAACAUUAAAAUAUAUACAAAAUGGAGAAGUAAAUAUAGUGCAAGGCAUAUCGCAAUCACAAUAUAAUCGCAAUAUAGUCGUAUUUUUGUCCAUCUCCUACAGCUGGAUGUGUUGGGCCAAGGUUGAGUCUUUGGCCCCCUCAGACGGAAGGGUUGUGAGAGACUGACACGAUCCAGUUGAAGCUGGUGCUCCUGGGUACAGUGCUCUAUGGCAUUGCAGUAACACGAGACUGCGACUACAUACACUGGAACAACACCAAAGCAUGCUGGGAAAACCACUACCUCCGUUUGCCUUUGGUGAAUGAAUUAUUUGUUGGCCGUUUGUCUCGGUGAUAUUGCUCCGUGGUUGUGCGUUGCCUCCACCCAAGCUAUUGUUGACUGCAAACGUGUAAGAUUUUGAACUAGUGAAUUGGUGUGCAGCAGUGCCCCUUUGUGUUCAUGCACUGGAACCACAAGAUGGACACAAUGGGAGAAAAUGGCUGAGUUCUAAAAAGCUGAAUGUCAGUUACCUUUUUAUGCUACAGCAGCAAAGGUUAUUUAGUUCCAGCAUACUUCUUGGAUACAUUUUAAUCAAUCUGUAAAUUACAUGCAUUUCAGAUCGAGUAUAGGAGAGUGUUAAACUGUGAAAACCCACUAAGAUUAAAAUUAAAUAGUCUCUAGGUUUAAUUAUUAUCUUGCAGCGUUUAACCUUUGGACAAGUCCUGUUUAAGCAGCUGUGAGGACGGCUGCAGCACUAAGAUGCAGUCUGGUGGUCAGGGCCUUGUUUGUUUUAAUGUAUCUGCAAAUAAAUCACACUCAUUGUGUCCUGCCUUUAAGUGUCAACCUUGUUGAGGACUGACAUAUUUCCAGUAGACUGAACAAGAGGUGAAAAGCCAUUUGCCACUGAAAUGUAUGGUCCUUCAAUAUUUAUGUGUAACUCCCCUGUAUUUACUGAUUAUUGAGUUUCAGGGAUUGGGGUUUGAAAGUGUAAAUGUAUGAUUAUAUUCAAUAAAGAGCUAGAUAUGGA